Ceratina calcarata is the source of this 690-nucleotide messenger RNA. RefSeq lists its product as uncharacterized. The transcript is spliced from 2 exons. Bases 1 to 690 code for a protein of 229 amino acids. Lineage: Eukaryota; Metazoa; Arthropoda; Insecta; Hymenoptera; Apidae. The record is from RefSeq and is a predicted model, not a curated record.
AUGUUCGUGGCACGUGGUUACCUGUUGAUCUCGGCUCUUGUUGUCGCUGUGAUCGCCGCACCAAGCGGACAGACAAAAUCGCAAGUUCCAAGAUGGCAUUUACCGUGUGGAUCGACUGUAGAAACGGAGACUUCUGCGAUCGUAAACUUCAACGAUGAAGUCAGAGACAGCAUCGAAAGGCUCAGUCUUCUGCAUCAAUUAACCAUGACCGAUUACUUGAACCGAGACUACGAGUUCCUCUACGAAAGAGUACGAAUUGGUGUACACGAUCAUCAGUACAUACCGAAUUGGGUUCCUGGCAAAAAGGAUGUGAAUCUGGUCAAAGGAAUGAUCAACGCAGAACCGCAGACGGUGAGUGUUUACUGUAUCGCUAACUACCUCCCGAAGUUGCACAUGGAUCUUCAAAAAUUCGCGGUCGCCUUCGAGGAACUGAUGGAAGACGAAACGAGUCCAACGAUUUUCGAAGCUCUCAGAGCAACGCAAACCUAUCUGAUGGAAAUGCUGUGCGAAGUAGAGAACAUUAUUAUGGAUCUACCACCUAUUCGGCUGCCGAAGAGAGUAUCGAGGAGUAUCAUGAGCAGAACAGAAAGGAAUCCACUAGACGAUACUAGGAGAUUAAUUAGAGAUUGGGGCGUGCUUAUGAAGUACAGGGAUUAUCUUCAUGCCUGGAAGCACGUUUUCAAUUAUUAA